AUAGGUUCCAACUCAAGAGAGAAAGAAGAGAAAGAACUGAUGGCUUUGGUUGGAGAAGCAUUGAUUUCUGCUUCAGUGCAUAUUCUGGUCGAGAAGAUUAUGUCCCCAGAAUUUAGACAUUUGUUCUGCAGCAAGGAACUCGAUCCUUUAAUUAUGAAUAAGCUAAAAACAACACUGUUGACCCUCCAAGCUGUGUUAAAUGAUGCUGAGGAGAAGCAAAUCACGAAUCCUGCAGUCCAAGACUGGCUUCAUGAACUCAGAGAUGUUGUUUAUGAUGCGGACAACUUGGUGGAUGUAAUCAACACAAGGGUCUUGCAACAAAAGGUAGAAGCUGACUCACAAACUUUUAGUUACCACAUGAUGAACUUCCUUUCUUCCUCUUUCAUACCAUUCAGUGGGGGUAUAAAUUCUGAAGUACAAAACUUGCUUCAAAGACUAGAACAAUUUGUUAAGGAAAAGGAUAUUCUUGGUCUGAAAGAAGGUGUUUCUGGGGCUUUAUGGAUUGGAAAAACUACAACAUCAGUAGUUGAUCAAUCUACAAUAUAUGGUAGAGAUGGUGACGUUGAAAAACUUAAGAAGUAUUUGCUGUCGGAUGAUGUUUGUAACGAUCAUGUGGAAGUGAUUACUAUUGUGGGCAUGGGAGGGCUAGGGAAAACGACACUUGCUCAACUCCUUUACAAUGACAUAGAAGUGAAGGAGCACUUUAAUUUGAAUGCUUGGAGCUGUGUAACGAAGGAUUUUGAUGUGAUCAAGACGACUAAAACGCUACUUGAAUCUGUUAAUUCAAAAGCAGUUACCACUAAUAAUCUUGAUGCUCUACAAGUUGAACUGCAACAAAGUUUACAUGGAAGGAAGUUCUUGUUUGUAUUAGAUGAUUUGUGGGAAACCUAUAAUGAUUGGAAUAGACUAAAAGCCAUUCUUAAGUGUGGGGAUGUGGGAAGUAAGGUAAUCAUCACUACUCGUCAGGAAAAUGUUGCCUUGGCCAUGCAUACCUUUCCCAUUCACAAUAUGAUGCCACUUUCAAACCAAGAUUGUUGGGAUAUAGCUGCUAAACAUGCUUUUGGAUCCAACCAAUCCAACAAAGAUCCAAAACUUGAAAAGAUUGGCAGGGAAAUCGCAGCCAAAUGUAAUGGAUUAUCCCUAGCUGCUGAGGCUCUUGGAGGUCUUCUUCGAAUCAAAUUAUCCCACAAAGAUUGGAAUAAAAUUUUAAAAAGCAACAUCUGGGAUUUGCCUGGCAAUAAGGUACUUCCACCCUUACUAUUGAGCUAUCACUAUUUGCCUGUUCCGUUGAAAGGAUGCUUUGCCUUUUGUUCAAUUUUUCCUAAGAAUUAUGAAUUACAUAAGGAGACGGUAGUUAGACUGUGGAUGGCAGAAGGAUUAAUUCAGUUCAACAGAAAUAAAAGUUUGGAAGAGACAGGUGACGAAUACUUUGAUGAACUGGUAUCAAGGUCAUUGAUUCAAAAAAGCACUACAUAUUACCAAUACAAGUUCAAAAUGCAUGAUCUCAUCAAUGAUUUGGCCACAGUUGUAUCAGGCAAGUAUUGUUAUUUAUUGGUAUGAAGAUCCAAAACCAAGUGAGUGUCUUGAUAAAGUUCGCCAUGUGUCUUACA
Molecule: messenger RNA, 1610 nt
Organism: Vigna unguiculata (cowpea)
Lineage: Eukaryota; Viridiplantae; Streptophyta; Magnoliopsida; Fabales; Fabaceae
Product: putative disease resistance RPP13-like protein 1 pseudogene
Source: RefSeq, a predicted model, not a curated record